AUGGUUAACUUCACCUGGCUACAGUCUCCAUCAAAAGCCUACCUGAAAACACCCCCAGCAUUUCCACUGCUCGGCGCCGACACUCAGGGCUCCGAGUUCGAGUUCACCGACUUCACGCUCCCCAGCCAGACGCAGACUCCGCCCGGGCCGGGGCAGCCGGGGCCGGGGCAGGGCCCGGGCGCGGCCGGUGCGGGUCAGGGCCCACCGGGGCCCAUCGAGGCGCAGGUUAAUGGACCUGAUGGCAUCCUACAGAAUGGUGCUGUGGAUGAUAAUGUGGCUAAAACCAGCCAACUUCUGGCGGAGUUGAACUUUGAAGAAGAUGAAGAGGACACCUACUAUACCAAGGAUCUGCCUGUGCAUGCUUGCAGUUACUGUGGCAUUCAUGACCCAGCCUGUGUGGUUUACUGCAACACCAGCAAAAAGUGGUUCUGCAACGGGCGUGGCAAUACGUCCGGCAGCCACAUCGUAAACCACCUGGUGAGAGCCAAAUGCAAAGAGGUAACUCUCCACAAAGAUGGGCCUCUUGGAGAGACUGUCUUGGAGUGUUACAAUUGUGGAUGCCGAAACGUGUUCCUCCUUGGCUUCAUUCCUGCAAAGGCUGACUCAGUAGUAGUCUUGCUGUGCAGGCAACCAUGUGCCAGUCAGAGCAGUUUAAAGGAUAUUAAUUGGGACAGUUCACAGUGGCAGCCUCUUAUCCAAGACCGCUGCUUCCUUUCCUGGCUGGUAAAGAUUCCCUCUGAACAAGAGCAGCUGCGAGCCCGUCAGAUUACAGCUCAGCAAAUUAACAAACUGGAGGAACUCUGGAAGGAAAACCCAUCUGCAACCCUUGAAGACUUGGAAAAACCUGGUGUUGAUGAAGAACCGCAGCAUGUCUUACUUCGAUAUGAGGAUGCUUAUCAGUACCAAAAUAUCUUUGGACCUUUAGUUAAGCUUGAGGCAGACUAUGACAAGAAACUCAAGGAAUCCCAGACCCAGGAUAACAUCACAGUGAGAUGGGACCUAGGCUUAAACAAGAAGAGAAUUGCUUACUUCACUUUGCCAAAGACUGACUCAGAUAUGCGUCUUAUGCAAGGAGAUGAGAUCUGCCUGAGGUAUAAAGGAGACCUGGCUCCUCUGUGGAAAGGAAUUGGUCAUGUUAUCAAAGUGCCGGAUAAUUAUGGUGAUGAGAUAGCCAUUGAGCUGAGAAGCAGUGUUGGAGCACCUGUGGAGGUUACUCAUAACUUCCAGGUGGAUUUUGUUUGGAAGUCUACUUCAUUUGACAGAAUGCAAAGUGCUUUAAAAACAUUUGCAGUGGAUGAAACUUCUGUGUCUGGCUACAUCUACCACAAGCUGUUAGGUCAUGAGGUAGAAGAUGUGAUUAUUAAAUGCCAGCUGCCAAAGCGUUUUACAGCGCAAGGACUGCCUGACCUCAACCAUUCUCAGGUUUAUGCUGUGAAGACCGUCUUGCAGCGUCCUCUGAGCCUUAUUCAAGGUCCCCCUGGCACAGGAAAAACAGUGACAUCAGCAACAAUUGUCUACCAUCUAGCUAGGCAGGGCAAUGGGCCUGUGUUAGUUUGUGCCCCAAGUAACAUAGCUGUGGAUCAGCUGACCGAGAAGAUUCAUCAGACGGGACUGAAAGUGGUUCGCCUGUGUGCUAAAAGUCGUGAGGCAAUCGAUUCUCCUGUAUCUUUCUUGGCAUUGCACAACCAGAUUAGAAACAUGGACAGUAUGCCUGAGCUUCAGAAACUGCAGCAGCUGAAAGAUGAAACUGGAGAAUUGUCAUCUGCUGAUGAGAAGCGUUAUCGUGCACUGAAGCGAACAGCAGAGCGUGAAUUACUUAUGAAUGCAGAUGUUAUCUGCUGCACGUGUGUGGGAGCAGGUGACCCGAGACUUGCGAAAAUGCAGUUCCGCUCCAUUUUAAUUGAUGAAAGCACGCAGGCUACUGAACCGGAGUGUAUGGUGCCAGUGGUUCUUGGAGCAAAGCAGCUGAUCCUCGUCGGUGACCACUGCCAGCUGGGUCCUGUUGUGAUGUGUAAGAAAGCUGCAAAGGCAGGCCUGUCUCAGUCUCUCUUUGAGAGGCUUGUGGUGUUGGGGAUCCGUCCAAUCCGCCUGCAAGUGCAGUAUCGGAUGCAUCCUGCACUUAGUGCAUUUCCAUCCAACAUCUUCUAUGAGGGCUCUCUCCAGAACGGCGUCACUGCAGCGGACCGUGUGAAAAAGGGAUUUGAUUUCCAGUGGCCCCAGCCAGAUAAGCCGAUGUUCUUCUAUGUGACCCAGGGGCAGGAAGAAAUUGCCAGUUCAGGCACCUCUUACUUGAACAGGACGGAAGCUGCUAAUGUGGAGAAGAUAACUACAAAGCUGUUGAAAGCUGGUGCCAAACCAGAUCAGAUUGGCAUCAUUACCCCCUACGAGGGUCAGCGAUCUUACCUGGUGCAGUACAUGCAGUUCAGCGGGUCCUUGCAUACAAAGCUCUACCAGGAAGUGGAAAUCGCAAGUGUUGAUGCUUUCCAGGGACGGGAGAAAGAUUUUAUUAUCCUUUCUUGCGUAAGAGCCAAUGAGCACCAAGGAAUUGGAUUUUUAAAUGAUCCCAGACGUCUUAAUGUGGCUCUUACCAGAGCAAGAUAUGGAGUCAUUAUUGUUGGGAACCCAAAGGCUCUGUCUAAGCAGCCUCUUUGGAACCACCUGCUGAACUACUACAAAGAGCAGAAGGUGCUAGUAGAGGGACCACUGAACAACCUCCGGGAAAGCCUCAUGCAGUUCAGCAAGCCUCGUAAACUCGUCAAUACCAUCAACCCCGGUGCCCGUUUCAUGACAACUGCCAUGUAUGACGCACGUGAAGCUAUUAUCCCAGGAUCUGUCUAUGACAGGAGCAGUCAAGGGCGCCCAUCCAACAUGUACUUCCAGACUCACGACCAGAUUGGGAUGAUUAGUGCUGGGCCCAGCCACGUCCCUGCAAUGAACAUUCCUAUCCCUUUCAAUCUUGUCAUGCCACCAAUGCCGCCACCAGGAUACUUCGGGCAGGCCAAUGGCCCGGCAGCAGGGCGUGGCACACCGAAAGGGAAGACUGGCCGUGGCGGGCGCCAGAAAAAUCGUUUUGGGAUUCCUGGAACCAGCCAGUCGAACCUUCCUAACAGUCAAGCGAGCCAAGACGUGGUGUCCCAGCCUUUCUCCCAGGGUCCACUGACUCAGGGCUAUAUCUCCAUGAGUCAGCCAUCGCAGAUGAGCCAGCCAGGACUCUCCCAACCAGAAUUAUCACAGGACAGUUACCUUGGUGACGAGUUUAAAUCUCAGAUUGAUGUGGCGCUGUCACAGGAUUCUACCUACCAGGGUGAACGUGCAUAUCAACACGGUGGAGUGACGGGACUGUCACAGUAUUAGAGUGUUGAGGAAGAAGAGCUAAGCUUGUGUGGAGCUUAGUUCAUCAGCAUUUUAUUCUGGGUAAUAAAAAAAAUAAAAUAAAAUGGAUACCUGUUUUCCACUGCUAAAACUGAAGCACCACUGUGUGAGAGCAACAGGAGAGAGAGAAACCAACCAACGGAGAGGAGAGAAAGGAGCGCGCGCGAGAGAGCCCACUGCUAGCUCACUGAGACAAGGAGACUGACCGGAGAGGAGAGAGAGCACCGAAGGACUGGCUGGCGCCUCACUGGGAAGGCAACUCGCCCUGGAAAAAUGAGUGGUCAGCUGAGUCCCUGCUCCCCCAGUCAACCAAGCUCGAGAGAAGGGCCUUAAGCAGGUUUCACUUCAUUCCAUACUUCUCUUUGCGAGCAGGGCUUUGCUUUUCAGAGCAGAGGGGAGAGGAAAACCCUCAUCUCAGAGUUCUUCCGUUGUCUUUUCCCUUAAAGAGGUUCCAUAUCCUCACAGCAGCUGCCUGCGCUUUAGAAGCAGAGGAUUUGAAAGGAAAGAUCCUGUCCCAAAGCGACAGCGAGCCGAGCAGAAAGCCCGCAGAACAUGGCGCUGCCAAACUCUGAGAUGCAGGUUUUGUUGUCCAAAGCUGGCUCUGAAAUUCUAGUGUCAUCAUGCCGCCUGCUUUCUGAACGGGUCUUUCGCGGCAAGGUGGUUUUAAAGAGAUCCUUUCAAAGGAGCACUGGAUUUUUAGAAGUUUGUCUCUGAAUUCUUAGUGGUGGACCUGGGAGAUCCUUGUUCUGAGAAGCUUACAAACCUAAAUUAGAACACCAGCCUGGAACUUUCAGUGUGAUUCAAAGUUGCAGCAAUCAGCCUCUUCUUCCUACAAUGGAUAGCAGUUAGAGGGAAAGGAGCCUGCGCGCUCAAGCAGGAGGAGGGUUUCAAAGUGUUUUCUGUAUGCUUUAAUUGGCUACUGUCUGGACUCUACUCUGUGAAAACAAGCCUUUCUGUAAGAUGAACUGUGCGCUUAAAAGGGGAUGGGUUCCUGUGCCCUUCGGCCCUGGAGGAAAAGACUCAAAGGCCUGCAUUAUUCACUCCCGCUAGAGUUGGGAAGAAGUAGUGGAAACUGGGGAUUAUAUUGGUUUUGAAGUAAAGACUCUAUAACGAUAUCAAAGCAGGUUGGAAAAAACAUGGGAAAAGCAGGCAGUUGUUGGAAGGUGGCCUCUGGUAGAUGGGUAUAAUUAGAGAUCACGGGUUAGGCUUUUGUGUGGCUUCUUCAGUGAUUUAAUGCAGAUAGCUGAAAGAUGCAGGUGUUAGUUAAACCCGGAGACUUUUCAGUUAGUAGACACAGCUGAGGCAUCGCUCCUAGCUUGAGAAAUAGCUGGGAGUCCAACUGAAAACAGCACAUCAAAAAAGCCAUCCAGUUUCUAAGUUGUACCCAUGUCUUAAGUCAGAUGGGAACACUGGGAGCAUUUUAUUUGUGUUUAAACCUUUUUAGAAACAGUGCAGAGAACUUCGAUUCGUACUAAUCCAUUUUUAUCAAAUCCCUAAAUUAGAAUAACCUCUAUCUCCUAAUUGGCCAAGAUCAGUAGAGUGAAUCGCUAAUCUAGGUGUUUUUAAAGAUUGAAUUAAGUUAGCUUUAUAAUCAAAGGGCUCCAAGUGUUUCUAGUCUUUGUUUUGUUUUGUUUUUUUGAGGACUUUAAAAUGCCUCUCA
Messenger RNA from Gavialis gangeticus (Gharial), 5032 nucleotides. It is a transcript of the gene UPF1, whose product is annotated as UPF1, RNA helicase and ATPase. Gene Ontology annotation, biological process: nuclear-transcribed mRNA catabolic process, nonsense-mediated decay. Gene Ontology annotation, cellular component: cytoplasm. NCBI's taxonomy places the organism in Eukaryota, Metazoa, Chordata, Crocodylia, Gavialidae. The transcript is spliced from 25 exons. The record is from RefSeq and is a predicted model, not a curated record. Bases 1 to 3354 code for a protein of 1117 amino acids. Gene Ontology annotation, molecular function: hydrolase activity; DNA binding; zinc ion binding.